Molecule: messenger RNA, 1326 nt
Organism: Brugia malayi
Lineage: Eukaryota; Metazoa; Nematoda; Chromadorea; Rhabditida; Onchocercidae
Gene: Bma-rsa-1
Product: EF hand family protein
Exons: 10
Coding region: 1-1326 (441 amino acids)
Biological process (GO): microtubule cytoskeleton organization; regulation of dephosphorylation; cortical cytoskeleton organization
Cellular component (GO): centrosome; spindle
Molecular function (GO): calcium ion binding
Source: RefSeq, a predicted model, not a curated record
AUGAAUUUGGUUGAAAGAUUAGAUUUGCAACCCAAAGAAAUCGAUUACUUAAAAUUAUCUGAUGAGGGCAAACUGCUGAUAUGUGGAUCAAAUGGUCAUGUCAAUUCUCCGAAUAAACAAAAUUUGCGACUAAAGCUACGUCUGGAAGCUCGUCGUCGCAUGUGGAAGCAUAAACUAGAAUCAUUACCAAGUGAUGAAGAUAUUGAGUUGUUUUGUAGUAACUUGCGGAAAAGUGCAAUUCUUUCAAGAAGUGAUGAUGGCAGACUUGUUGAUUACUACAAAUAUAAACGUGCAGUAAAUAUCGCUUCGAAUGCUUUACAAAAUUUUUUGUCUGCGGAAACAUUUAUGGAUUUACUUCAAAUUAGCAACACUAAAGAUGAAGGAUAUGUAGCUGUUGAUUUUAUUAUCAAUUAUUUGGUGACUAAAAAAGAGAAAUUAACCAGAUUGAUCCAUUUACACUAUUAUGAUUCUGCGGGCAAAGGGUAUCUAUCAGUAAUGGAUUUACGAGAUUUUUUAAUGAUGGAAGUGCUACCUCAAAUACCUUCUCUUGCAAAUUUAAAUGAUGAAGAACCAAUGCUAUUGGAUUAUUAUUUAUGUAUGGCUACACAAAAAAUUUUCUUUUUACUCGAUACGAUGCAGCAAAAAAAAAUUCGCACAGUUGAUAUUGUAGCUAGUCGAUUAUUAGAAGAAUUUGAGGCCUUAAAUGAAUCAACAGGUGUUAAUAACAGUGAUGAUAAUAUAGCUGCAGAAAAUGAACAAGAAGCAUCACAAAUUAGUACAUUGAAUUGGUUUUCGAAACGGAACUGUUUAAGAAUAAAAGAUAUGUAUGAGCAGCUUGAUACAGAUGGCAAUGGACUUUUGAGUUUUUCAGAAAUGACUGAUUUUCAACGUGUUACUAACUCUUUUAUGCAGAGAGUUUUUGAAGUUCAGCAAACAUAUGAUAAUGAUGAACUUGACUUGAGAGGAUUUUGUGACCUUAUAUUUGCAAUGGAACAUAAGUCAGAUCGUUCCUCAUUGAGUUAUUACUUUCGAGUGUUGGAUGUUGAUGGUGAUAAUUUAUUAACUGCUUCGGAUUUAAAUUUUUUCUAUCGCGAUCUUGCGAAAAUGCUAGAAGAUUGCCUCUCGGAUGAUAAUUCGCAGAAAGUACCUUCAUUCGAGGAUAUCAAAAAUGAGAUAUUCGAUAUGUGUCAUUCAAAAAACACUGAUGGGAUAACAUUAAAAGAACUAAUUUCAUCAGGCAAAGGUGAUACUGUGGUAGGUAUGUUAACUGAUCUUGAUGCUUUUCUUGAAUAUGAAAAUCGUGAAGAUGUUAUUUAUGAAGAAUGA